Dipodomys spectabilis (banner-tailed kangaroo rat) is the source of this 1491-nucleotide messenger RNA. Its product is annotated as potassium voltage-gated channel subfamily A member 6-like. The record is from RefSeq and is a predicted model, not a curated record. Gene Ontology annotation, biological process: protein homooligomerization; potassium ion transmembrane transport. Gene Ontology annotation, cellular component: voltage-gated potassium channel complex; membrane. Gene Ontology annotation, molecular function: delayed rectifier potassium channel activity; protein binding. The transcript has a single exon. The coding region runs from base 1 to 1491 and encodes 496 amino acids. NCBI's taxonomy places the organism in Eukaryota, Metazoa, Chordata, Mammalia, Rodentia, Heteromyidae.
AUGCGGUCGGACGCGGAGCCCACGGCGGGCGCGGACGCGCAGGACUGCUGCCGCAGCGAGCGGCUGGUGAUCAACAUCUCGGGGCUGCGGUUCGAGACGCAGCUGCGCACGCUGGCGCUGUUCCCGGACACGCUGCUGGGGGACCCGGGCCGCCGCGUGCGCUUCUUCGACCCGCUGCGCAACGAGUACUUCUUCGACCGCCACCGGCCCAGCUUCGACGCCAUCCUCCACUACUACCAGUCGGGGGGCCGCCUGCGCCGGCCCGUGCACGUCCCGCUGGACGUGUUCCUGGAGGAGAUCCGCUUCUACCAGCUGGGGGACCAGGCCCUGGCCGCCUUCCGGGAGGACGAGGGCUGCCUGCCCGAGGCGGGCGAGGACCAGCGCCCGCUGCCCACCCGGCCUUUCCAGCGCCAGGUGUGGCUGCUCUUCGAGUACCCGGAGAGCUCGGGCCCGGCCAGGGCCAUCGCCAUCGUGUCCGUGCUGGUCAUCCUCACCUCCAUCGUCAUCUUCUGCCUGGAGACGCUGCCUCAGUUCCGGGCCGAGGGCCGAGGGGGCCUCGGGGUGGGUGACCGGCAGCGCCCGGUGUCCAGGGGAAGCCAGGAGGAGGAGGAGGACGAGGCCGAGCUCUUCCCCCCGGGCGGCGUCACCGGGGCCGGGGGACCCCUGGGCUCCCUGGGAGGGGGGCCUUCCUUCCUCACCGACCCCUUCUUCCUGGUGGAGACGCUGUGCAUCGUCUGGUUCACCUUCGAGCUGCUGGUGCGCUUCUCGGCCUGCCCCAGCAAGGCGGCCUUCUUCCGGAACAUCAUGAACAUCAUCGACAUCGUGGCCAUCUUCCCUUACUUCAUCACCCUGGGGACCGAGCUGGCCGAGCCCCAGACCCAGGCCGGGCAGAACGGGCAGCAGGCCAUGUCGCUGGCCAUCCUGAGGGUCAUCCGCUUGGUCAGGGUGUUCCGCAUCUUCAAGCUCUCCCGCCAUUCCAAGGGGCUGCAGAUCCUGGGCCAGACCCUGCAGGCGUCCAUGCGGGAGCUGGGCCUGCUCAUCUUCUUCCUCUUCAUCGGGGUCAUCCUCUUCUCCAGCGCCGUCUACUUCGCCGAGGCCGACGACGACGACUCUCUCUUCCCCAGCAUCCCCGAUGCCUUCUGGUGGGCCGUGGUCACCAUGACCACCGUGGGCUACGGCGACAUGUACCCCAUGACCGUGGGCGGGAAGAUCGUGGGGUCCCUGUGCGCCAUCGCGGGGGUGCUCACCAUCGCCCUGCCCGUGCCCGUCAUCGUGUCCAACUUCAACUACUUCUACCACCGCGAGACGGAGCAGGAGGAGCAGGUGCAGUACCUGCACGUCACGUGCGGCCAGCCCACGCCGGACCUGGACGUCACCGACAGCGGCAAGCCGGAUUUCUCCGAGGGGGUCGCCCGGGAACGGAGGUCCAGCUACCUUCCCACCCCACACCGGGCCCACGGCCCCGAGAAGAAGGUGCUCACGGAAGUCUGA